UUAAAAAACUGAAAUAAGAAAUUGUUUUUUUCUAAUUAAUUAUAAUUUUUUCAAAUAUAUUGAAGAAAAUUUGAACAUACUUAUCAGAACACAUGUCCAACAAAUUUCACAAAUACAAGACCGCACAAAACAUACGGAGCUGGAAACGACGCAUUGCUCCGAGAUAUAUUAUUACGGAAUACACAACUACAAUAUAUGAUUGUAAUUACUGUCGGCGUUCUUGGUUAUUCUAGUAUUUGGAACAUUUUACAUCAAUUACGCAUUAUACAGCAUCAACGUAUUAGCCAAAGUUAGCACACAGUUUUUGAUUUAAAUAAGGACAUUGUGUCGGACAGUUGUGUAUGAACGUACAGUACAAUGAAGUGUCACUACGAAGUAUUGGGAAUUGCAAGAAAUGCCUCUGAUGAUGAUAUAAAAAAAGCAUAUAGGAAGUUAGCGUUGAAAUGGCAUCCAGAUAAAAAUCUGGAUAAUCAGGAUACAGCUAAAGAACAGUUUCAGCUUGUUCAGCAAGCAUGGGAGAUACUGAGCGAUCCCCAUGAGCGUACUUGGUAUGACAAUCAUCGAGAGGCUAUCUUAAAGGGUGGCAUUGGAGAGGAUUACAAGGAUGAAUCCAUCAAUCUCUUUCGAUAUUUCUCCGUUUCAUGUUUCAAGGGUUAUGGGGACGACCAGAAAGGUUUCUACACUGUUUAUCGGAAUGUGUUUGAAAAAUUGGCAGCAGAAGAUGCGGAGUUUGCCGAAGACAGUGAUUCUGAUGAAGAAAUUCCCGGUUUUGGCGACUCUCAGAGCUCUUACGAGGAAGUGGUGCAUAAGUUCUAUUCUUAUUGGCAGAGUUACAGCACCAAGAAAUCCUAUGCUUGGCUGGAUCCUUAUGACGUACGCAAGGUGGCAAGUCGACGCAUAUUUAGGCUCGCUGAGAAGGAGAACAAGAAGGUGCGUGAUAAAGCGAGGCGCGAGAGAAACGAGCAAGUGCGCAACCUCGUCGCCUUCGUUCGCAAACGCGACAAGCGCGUGCAGGCUUACGCGGGAAAACUGGCCGAACGUGCUCGGGAGAAUUUCCGUAAGGCGGAAGAGCGCAGAAAGGCACACUUGCUGGAAAGACAGAAACUGUUGCACAAUCAUACUGAGUCGGAGUGGUCGAAAUUUUCAAACAUUGAAGCGGAAUUGAAGAACAUUGAGGCGAACCUAACGGCGGAAUUCGGGAUAGACGACAAGGACGAUAACAGAAAUCUCUACUGCAUCGCCUGCAAUAAAAUCUUCAAGACGCAAAAGGCUUUCAUGAAUCACGAAAAGUCGAAGAGACACCAGGAGAAGGCCAGUGCGCUCAGACUCGAUAUGUUGGAGGGAGAUGAGGAUCGCGAUAGCUCUCGAGAAAGCACGGAAGACUCGAGCGCGGAAUCAGCUUCGCUAAAUGGACCUAAGUUAGCAACAGACUCGCAGAUGCCUGAUUUCUUGCUGAAUCCUGUUGCUUCUUCCCAGAGCAACGAGCCCGUCAACGAAGAUGCCUCUCCUGCCGAACUGAUAUCAGACGACGAGGAAAAUUCCGUACAUCCUCGACUGGCAAGCGAGAAAAACAAGGUGAAUAAUGUAGAUGUUCCGUUAGUCACAGGACCAGAGAUGGAAAGUACUUCGUACUCAUCUAAAAUAGAAAAUGAGACUGAGGACAUAACGUCUGAAGAUGAAUUAAUAUCUGAUCAGGAAGAAGACAUUGCAUUGGCUCGUCAGAAGAAAAAGAAAAAGAAGAAAAAGCGAAAUGUUCAGAAUCCGAAUCCUAUGCUAGAUCGUGCUAGUGGCGACGACACGGAGAGCAUUAACGAAGAGAUGUGGCUGUCGAAGAAGCAGCGCAAGAAGUUACAACAAAGGAAAGUAACGAUAACUAAACAGUUUCGAGAUAACGAAGAGACGCAGAAAGAAGAGAAACAAGAGGCCGAGAGCGAAAGCGAAAUGACGGAAGAAGCAAAUAUUGCUGGCGGAAUAUCGAAAGUCGAUAAAGCAAAGAAGCGGUGCAAGAGAGAGGAACGCAAGGAAAGAGAGGAAAGCAAGAGAAAGGAAAGGGAUCCAGCCUUUGAUCCAGAAGUUGAUGAUGUAUCUCAUCGCUGCGUUUCUUGCUCAUCAGAAUUCCCUAGUAAAAACAAAUUAUUCGAACAUUUAAAGAAAACCGGACAUUCGGUAUACAUACCGGAAUUAACGAAACAUAAAAAGACUCAGGAAAAAAAGGAAAGGACGACUGCCAAAGGAAAAGACGGCUCAGACAAAAAGAAACGUUAAAGCUGAUUUAGUCAAAUUCUAACUUAAUUACUACCUUUAAAUCUGUAGCUUAAUUUACUGUGAUCGAAAGGACUUUUAUGAGAAUGAUAAUGUAAUCGCAUCAUACGUAAUGUACGAACAUGGUACGAACCGUAUUUUUGUAUAUAUUUUAUAUACAUAAUCUUAUUGUAUGUGUAUUAUUAUUAAAAUAAUUUGAAUUGUUUCGUAAUGGCCAGUCAUUAGUUCUUUUGUGACAAUUAUAUUUGAUUAGAACUGAAGAUUAGCAACUCAACAUUAUGUUGUAAUAGAAACAAUGAGAAUUAAAAUUAUCUGCAUCACAGACGUGCAAGCAGUUUUGUAAACUAUUAUGUCUAUAAUGUGUAAUAAACAUAAUGCAUAUUA
Linepithema humile (Argentine ant) is the source of this 2646-nucleotide messenger RNA. The record is from RefSeq and is a predicted model, not a curated record. NCBI's taxonomy places the organism in Eukaryota, Metazoa, Arthropoda, Insecta, Hymenoptera, Formicidae.